AUGAAUUCAUUACAUGAAAUGAAUAUAGAUAAUAUAAAAUCAUCCAUUGAUCCUUGGGAUAUUACUAAUCCAUAUUGGAAUGAAGCAUUUUUAAAUGGUCCAUCUUUAUCAAAUUCGUCUUCGUCGUCGUCAUCAUCAUCCUCCUCCUCAUCAUCAUCAUCAUCAUCGGAAACUAGACUAGAUUCUAUUCAAUCACAUUAUAUACCAAUAAUAUCUAUUAAUUUCAAUGAUAUUUAUGAUGCUAUUUAUGAAUUCUAUUUAUUUAUUAUAAAACAAUGUCAAUUCUAUUUCUAUUAUUUAAUUUAUAAAAUAAUUAUGAUUUUAUUUAUUUAUUUUAAAUCAUCAAUUAAUUAUUGGUUAAUGAAUUAUUUUAUACAAUCUAUUUAUGAAAUAAUUUCUGAUGAGAAUUUAGCUCAUAUAUUAAAUAAUAUUAAAACAAGUAUAUUCUUUCAUUCUUCUAAAAAAACUGAUAUGGAUAAGUCAGAACGUAAAGAAAAAGCACGUAUUGCAAUGAAAAAGCGAUUCUAAGUAAGUAUUUACAUUAUAUUGAGUAUUGCAUGUUUUUUUCUUUGUGUAAUUUUGUUAAGAAAAUUGUAAUGACCAUGUGGCUUAUUACUUUCAUUUUAAUUGAGAAACCAAUACAAUUCCUGUGUUGCGCGAAAUAGCAACACAGAAGAUGGAUACAUGUAAAGAUUUAUUAAGACAUUGUGUUCUGGUUAGUGUUUUUUUUUAGCGAGUUAGUUUUCUACGGAAUGGGGUCGCUAACCCUAUGCCCAACCCUCCUCCUUUAUCCGGGCUUGGGACCGGCAGUAACUCUAGAAGAGUUACAGGUGGAGUUAAGACAUUGUAUUAGAUCAAAUAUUCUCUGAUGUUCAAAUUGACGUAUAGAUUCAGUUUAGGGUUAUUAGAUGUGGCUGAAUGAUCAACUGACAUUGAUGAUUAGCGAUGUGUUGUAUUUUAAGUUACUACUUAUCUCUCUCCCUCCUAAUGUUCCAUCUUGAUAUCAUCCACGCUACUAAAACAGAAUCAAACAGAUUAGUGAAUAACAAAUUUGUAUAUUUUAAUUUAAUGCUAGAUAGUUGAAAAUGUUUGACUAGGAUAUUUAUGGACCCUAUGUAGUUCUCAUGCUAUUUUUACACUAUUAUCAAGGUGUCAUUAUUUACAAACUUAAGAUAAAUAACCAAUGGUUGGAGACUCUUGG
Molecule: messenger RNA, 1201 nt
Organism: Schistosoma mattheei
Lineage: Eukaryota; Metazoa; Platyhelminthes; Trematoda; Strigeidida; Schistosomatidae
Source: the annotation of a GenBank genome assembly